CGCGUUAAUUAGAAGAUGGCGGCGCCCUCAGCUGGUUGAAAACUAGACAAAGAAAGAACAUUGGCCUGAGAGAAUCAAAAGCAGGGCUUAUUGAAGAUGGACAGCCAGUCGGCAUUUCUAAGAGGAAAAGGACGUGGUAGGGGUAGAGGAAAUGGAAGAGGAGCCUGGUCAAAUGGUGCUCCAGGCGUGAAAUCUAAUAAUAGAUCAGGUGAUGGUUCUGUAGGUCCAGGAGGAUUACAAUCAUCUAAUAAUAUCAACAAUUCUCAUGCACAAUCUGUCACAUCUGAAGAAGAAAUCCAACAGGCCCAGGUACAGGAACGAUUUGAUGCUAUCAGUAUCAAACAUCGAGAAUCAGCACAGAGAUAUCUACGAGAAUUACAAGAGAAUAAUGAAUUUUCUGACGAGGAGGAAGAAGAAGAAGAGUUAAAGGAUGAUGUGUUGGAAUCUAUUUUUAAAUCUUAUUCUGUUAGUUAUGAUGAAGUUGGAAGUAAUUUGGUGGAGAAAGUACAAGAUGAUUUGGUUCAUUCGUUUCGUUCUGCCACGUCGGCUUGUUUGGUCUGUAUAGAAACUGUCAAAAAAGAAGAAGCCAUUUGGUGUUGUCGUGGUUGCGCUGGGAUAUUUCAUAUUACAUGUAUACAAAAAUGGGUGACUGAAGGGACGUACCAGUUUAAUUACAAAUCUGAUUCCAACAUUCCUGCCUCAAACAUUCCCUGGCACUGUCCUAAAUGUCGUCAUGAGUAUCAGCAGUCUGAUUGUCCAACUAAGUAUUAUUGUUUCUGUGGUAAAGUUGCUGAUCCUCCGUUUGACCCCUGGCUGGUUCCCCACUCCUGUGGUCAAACAUGUGGUCGUAAACUGAAACCUGAUUGUGGACAUUCAUGUCUACUUCUCUGUCAUCCAGGUCCUUGUCCACCCUGUCCAAAGACUAAAAAAUCAGUGUGUUAUUGUGGUAAACAGCCAGCACAGAUGAAGAGAUGUAGUGCUAGAAACUGGGCGUGUGGUCAACCAUGUGGACGUUUAUUAUCAUGUAAUCAACAUUAUUGUCAACAACCUUGUCAUGAAGGUGAAUGUUCAGCUUGUAGUAAAACCAGUAAACAAUCAUGUUUAUGUGGAAAACAUGAAGAUACCAGAUUAUGUGCUAGUCCUGAAUGGAGAUGUAAAGAGGUGUGUAAUAGACCUUUAGAUUGUGGUAAUCAUGUUUGUGAAAAGGUUUGUCAUGGUCAGGAUUGUGGUCGCUGUCCUAGAUUAGGUCUUAGAACCUGUCCAUGUGGAAAAACAGAAUUGGAGUUACCAUGUACAGAAGAUAUAUUACCAUGUGGUGAUACAUGUGAGAAACUUUUAUCUUGUGGUCAACAUAAAUGUCUAGAAAGAUGUCAUACAGGAAACUGUACACCAUGUCAACAUCUGGUGGUGAAGAGAUGUAAAUGUGGAAGAAAACAGAAAGAGAGUUUAUGUAGUAAAGAAUUUUCCUGUGAUUCUAAAUGUAAUAAACAAAAAAACUGUGGUAGACAUCAAUGCAAGAAGAAGUGUUGUAAAGGAAACUGUUCUCCAUGUGAUCAGAUUUGUGGUAAACCUCUAGGAUGUAAAAAUCAUAAAUGUGCCAGUCCUUGUCAUAGUGGACCAUGUUAUCCCUGUCCCUUGACUGUUGAUGUUUUCUGUUUCUGUAACUCAACUAAAGUUACUGUACCAUGUGGAAAAGAAAAAAAUACCAAAAAACCUAAAUGUAAUCAAAUCUGUAGAAUACCUCCGACAUGUCAUCAUACGUCAAGAUUUAAACAUCGUUGUCAUUUUGACGACUGUCCGCCGUGUAGACUCGUGUGUAAUCUACCACUGCCAGGGUGUAAACAUACCUGUCCAUUAAAAUGUCAUGAUGAAGUCAAGGUCAAGGUCGUUGAAAAGGUUGAGAGAAAGGGACCAUGGGAUCCAUUGCCUGUAGAGAAGAUAGAUAUAAUCAAGAAACCAUGUUCACCAUGCAUGGUUCCAUUACCUCAGAAAUGUAUGGGAGAACAUGAGAUAAGAGAAGUAGAAUGUAGUAAUAUUGGAGCCUAUUCAUGUGGUCGACCAUGUGGUAGAGAUUUAGAUUGUGGUAAUCACACAUGUCAUCUAGACUGUCAUAUUGUACAAGAUGCUCCUGAUCAUCAGUCUGCAGGAAAGAAUUGUGCCGUAUGUGAAGAGUUGUGUUUAAAGACACGCCCACCUGGUUGUACUCACUCGUGUCCCGAGUCGUGUCAUCCGGGGCCGUGUCCUCCCUGUACAUACAGUAUUAAGAUGCGAUGUCACUGUCACAGUAUGGUUAAACAUAUACAGUGUAUUGACUGGGCAGGUGCUUCCACAGAAGUCAGAGCAAAUCUUAAAGCCUGUGGUGGCAGGUGCCCAAAAAAUAUGCCGUGUGGUCAUCGUUGUUUGUCUCCCUGUCAUUCUGGACCUUGUCCUGAGGUCAAAUGUCAACAAUUGACAACUUCCUCGUGUCGAUGUCGACGCAUUAAACGCCAGGCCAUAUGUUACGACAAGAAGAAAUUUAUUGAAUGUGAUGAAGAAUGUGAAAGAAUUAAAUCUGAGAAAAGAUCAAAAGAGGAAGAAGCGGAGAAGCUGAGACAGGAAGAAGUAGCGAGAAAAGAACGAGAAGAAUUGGAAGCUUUUGAACGCAGGACGAAGGGAAAGAAACGCAAACACCGUAAAGAUUAUACAGAAGUUAUAGAACCCUCUUGGCUGUCUAGGAACGGAAAGAGUCUGUUAAUAUCGUUCCUAGUAGCGGCUUUCUCUGUUUUAUUCUGUUAUUUUGUUUAUACAUGUAUUGAAUAAUGGCUUCCAGCCUCCCAUGCUUUCAUUUAUUUUGCUCUUUCAGUGUGACAUAAAUCAAACGCAGAGUUAGAUUGUCGAUUCAAACUUUUAUUUCUAUUACUCAGUCUGAUAGUGAAAUGGCAAAUUGCACUUAAAGUUCCUCUGUAGUGUCGAUACAAUAUAACAUACAUUAAAGUUCCCCUUUAUAGCUAAUGCAAAAUACAUGCAUCAAAACAACAACAACAACAACAACAAUUUGAGAAUAUAUAUAAAAUUAAAACAUAUCACGGUUAGAUAAACGAGAAACAAAUCGAGUAUAUUUUUAUAUUAUCAAUUUGUCCAAAUAAAUACAAACUAUAUUAAAAUAUGUAACAAUAAAUAUAUAACAAAGUAAAAUAGAUAACAAACAACACUUCCAUUAUAAGUAAAGUAUAUAACAUAACAAUUCCAGUAUACGUAAAAUUAAAACAUACUGGUAGAAUUUUGAAAAUAUAUUUUGUAUGAAAUUGGAUUUGUGCAAUAGGAACAAUUGUAAAAACGAUAUUCAUAAAUGUGAGAAUUAAUUCAGGCAAAUGCUUCUUGAGGGAAGAAAAGCAUAAAAAAAACUUUAAGAUUUUAUGCCCUUACUGAAAGUAAAGAAGACAUUCCAAGCAUGAAAAUAAUGUCAGACAUUAUUGUAUCUGAAUUUAAAACUUUGUCUGACGUGAUUUAUAAAUAUCGAUAAAAAACACAGACAAAACUCAAAUCUGUACCAGAGAAAAUGAUAGCUCAGUGAGUAAGACGCUGGCUCGUUAACCUGGAUGUCUCAGGUUCACUGCCCGUGUUGGCCGAGAAAGUCCAAUUUCUGUAGUGGUUCCCCCUUGUCAGUGGUGUAGAACAGAGGGCCUGGAAAUGAACAUUGUAUAGUUGGUUGGAUGGGACGGCCACUGUGGUUAAACCUAUUAAUUCAUGAAAGCUGUGCUAUAAAUAUAACUGGACACCCGAAGUAAUAAAUUUUAAAGUUUUGAAUCGACAACUAUAACUGUACAGUAUUUACUUAACUUGUAUAUCCCACUGAAUUAUAUAUUAUUUGGUAUUGUUAUAACUGUUGCUUAUUUUCAAAUUACACCUUUCGAUUGGUUCUCUUUCAUAAGAGGUGGAGCUAGAAGUGGCUCAAAUUACACCUUUCGAUUGGCUCUCUUCCAUAAGAGGUGGGGUCAGUAAGUGACUAAAAUUACACCUUUCAAUUGGUUCGCUUCCAUAAGAGGUGGGGCCAGGGCUCUUAAGACGUUAAUACCACGGAAAAUGGCCGCUAGACUUCCAGGUACAGUACAAGAUAUGUAGAAUACUGGUUAUCAGUGUGUAGUAUUAUAGAUUAUUAUUAAACAUGCAUUAUGUAAGGUUUAGAUAAAGAGCUGAAUGUUCUUGCUAUAAUAGUUUAAAAAUACAUGUAGAUAAAAAAAAAAUGAAUAUUAUUAUAUUGAAAAUAUCAUUCAAAUUACUUUGUUCUGGGCGAAGUUAUUACUGUUUGAAGAUGUAGCGAAGAUCUUGCAAUGGUAUUAGAAAACUAAUUAUCCAUUGUAUUAAAUUUUACAAUCUCAAGAGAGUUCAAAUCUGUUUAAAUCUCUGCCAACCGAUGCUCUAGAGAGUUUAUCAUUGACUUGCCAUGUGAAUAAAUUUCUAAAUAAUAAUUUAUAUACCAUUUGAAGCCCCCAAAAAGACCUGCAAUAGGCAGUUUUAGCUCUUACAUAAUGCAUUUUAAUUAAAGAAUUUCAGGCUCAAAUCUUGCUUUUAAUGUCAAGUUGCACAAACAAUUACAAAAUGUACUAAAAGGCAAUAAUUUAUUGGAGAACUGAAUAACUCAUGAGGUUACCCUUGCUCUCCCAAAUCUUCCAGAUUCAUUUAUUUAUUUGACAGUAAUAUGUCUCCACUAUCAGUGAUCUUGUAUAUGUAGAAACGAUUUUCUAAGUUGUUCGAAAAUAUUGACUUUACAGAAGGUUGACAUGGGAACACAAGUAUAAGGAGAUGUUAAGUUUGUACACAGAAAUGUUAGGAUUGUCGAGGGAGAUGCUUGGCUGUACAGGGAGAUGUUGUAUUGGGUUGUAUGGGGAGAUGUGGGGUUGGGUUGGGUUGUAUGGGGAGAUGUUUUUGGGUUGUACAGGGAGAUAUUUAUUGCUGGGUUGUACAGGGAGAUGAUGGAUUUUGACAAAUUGUAGACGUCUUAAAGAAAAUGGUUUAUUAUUAUUAUUGUUGUUACGUGUUAAAUAUUUUAUUUAUACUGCAUAGAUGUCUAUAUAUAUAUAUAUAUAUAUAAAUGGUGAUGUAUAUUAUAUUCAUUGUUGAUAAAAUCAUGUCUUUGUUUUAUUA
Patella vulgata (common limpet) is the source of this 5124-nucleotide messenger RNA. Its product is annotated as NF-X1-type zinc finger protein NFXL1. Gene Ontology annotation, molecular function: RNA polymerase II transcription regulatory region sequence-specific DNA binding; DNA-binding transcription factor activity, RNA polymerase II-specific; zinc ion binding. The coding region runs from base 97 to 2799 and encodes 900 amino acids. The record is from RefSeq and is a predicted model, not a curated record. Lineage: Eukaryota; Metazoa; Mollusca; Gastropoda; Patellidae. The transcript has 19 exons. Gene Ontology annotation, biological process: regulation of DNA-templated transcription. Gene Ontology annotation, cellular component: nucleus.